Hemiscyllium ocellatum (epaulette shark) is the source of this 4683-nucleotide messenger RNA. RefSeq names its product major facilitator superfamily domain containing 13A (gene slc68a1a). The coding region runs from base 252 to 1772 and encodes 506 amino acids. The record is from RefSeq and is a predicted model, not a curated record. The transcript has 9 exons. NCBI's taxonomy places the organism in Eukaryota, Metazoa, Chordata, Chondrichthyes, Orectolobiformes, Hemiscylliidae.
CCGGCUGCGGAGCGCGGGGAAGAUGAGGGACCGCGGAGGGAGAGCGAGUGUCCUCAGCAAAACCGGGCCCGGCUGAGGGGGAGGCCGCCCGCCCGCCCGGAGCUGGGCUGAGCAGACCCCAGGGGAACUGGACGGUUACCGGGGAUUGAAAGCUUUUGGCUGCUUGUGUAAAUUUGAAACAUCUCUGCCAAAGACGGAAAUGAAAUGAUUGUGAAGAAGUUUGAACUAGAGUGCAAUGGACUGCUGAAGUCAUGGGAAUUAGACUAGUGAACUGCAUGAGUAUACCUACAGCAGUGCUGUAUGGUUCCUUAUCUCUGUUUGUCUCCAUUCUGCAUAAUGUGUUCCUCCUAUACUAUGUAGAUACAUUUGUAUCUGUUUACAAAAUCGACAAAGUAUCCUUCUGGAUUGGGGAGACCAUUUUUCUCCUAUGGAACAGUCUUAAUGAUCCAUUAUUUGGGUGGCUUAGUGACCGCUCAUUUCUGAGCACACAGCAAUCAGGCGCUGCGAUCCCUACUCCAGAAGUAAUAUUGAAACGACUGAAGGCAUUAAUGCGAAAUGGUCCUCUGUUUGCUUUAUCAUUCCUCUCUUUCUGGGUGGUUUGGGCCCGCCCAGGAGUACAGUUUCUCAUCUGUCUUUGUCUGUAUGAUGGAUUCCUCACCUUGGUGGACCUUAAUCAUAAUGCCUUACUGGCAGACCUGGCAGUAUCGGAAAAGGACAGGACUAGACUGAAUUUUUAUUGUUCCCUUUUUAGUGCACUUGGCUCCUUGUCUGUGUUUAUGUCCUAUGCAGUCUGGAACAAGGAAAACUUCCUCUCAUUUAGACUCUUCUGCGUAGCGUUGGCUGCCUUUUCGACUCUAGGUUUUAGUUUCUGCACUUGGAUUCUCAGACAACGAUUUCAGUUGGAGCUGAAAGUCAAAAUUGCGGAGGCUUCCAUACUAGAGGAGCUAUACAUUAGUCAAGCACCUCAUACUCAGGAACUGACGUUGGCAGAAUACCUGAAACAACUCUCCAGACAUCGGAACUUUGCUUGGUUUGUGACCAUGAACUUGGUGCAGGUAUUUCACUGCCACUUCAACAGUAAUUUCUUUCCAUUGUUCAUGGAGCACCUCCUUUCAGACAGGAUUUCACUCUCUACAGGAUCCUUUCUCCUCGGUGCAUCAUACAUUGCUCCACACCUAAACAACCUCUACUUCCUGUCACUGUGCCACAGAUUUGGAGUGUAUCUGGUUAUCCGAUGGUUAUUUUUCUUAAAACUGACAAUGAGUUUCAUGAUGUUACUGGCGGGACCAGAUCAAAUCUACCUACUCUGUUUCUUCAUUGCCAGUAACCGGGUAUUCACUGAGGGGACGUGCAAACUCCUGAACCUUGUCAUCUCCGACCUUGUAGAUGAAGAUUUUGUGAUGAACAAGAGGAAACAGGCAGCUUCAGCAUUGCUAUUUGGCAUGGUUGCCUUGGUAACCAAACCUGGACAGACAUUUGCCCCGUUAAUUGGGACGUGGCUUUUGUAUGUUUACACAGGGUAUGACAUUUUUCAGCACGAUGCACUACGCGAUAUUGUGAACACAAAGCCAGUGGUGAAAUCAGAUGUUGCCUGGAUGACAGCGGUUCGCCAAGGGUGCUUCUACCUGUUAGUCUUCGUACCCAUUACCUGUGCAGUGCUGCAGCUUCUGGCCUGGUCUCAGUUCAACCUCCAUGGCAAAAGACUGCAGACAAUCAAGUCAUUGAGGCAGAAUACGCACCAGGCUGGCCUGCAGGAUAUUAAAGCAGUUUAGGUCAUUAGCCUAAACAUGCAGGAGCCAACAAAUCUGCCAAGUCCAGUAGAUUAGACAUGACAUUUUUUAUUGCCACUUCAGCUCAGGAUAUGGAACUUUCAUUUUCAAUGGAAUAAUAUUUUUGUUCAGAUGUUUUGUGUAAAUUUUGAAGACCUCAUUAAUGUAGCAAGAGAUUAAUGGUUGAUAAGACCAUUGUGCCUGAUUAAUUCUUUUUGAAAAUUUCACUUCUAAUGUUCACUGGAGGAGACCACAAAUUGUAUUUUAAUGUCUAGAGUAUAAUUAGAGUUGUUUAAUAUGUUAAGGAUGCACAAGAUCUUAAGAUUUGCAGAAUCUGUAUUCCCUCAUCAUGUUGUAAAAUUCAGUAGAGCAUAAUUCCAUAUCAACCUAUCACUCUUGGAGCCAUCUGUUUGCAUGGGUCAUUUUAAAUUUGGAUCAAACUAAAGAUUGAUAUUGUUAAUUUGAUAUUGAACUGCACUGAACUCCGUUGUUCCUCAGUGUACUGAUGUGGGAGAGUAUCGGCCAGUGGCUGAAGCCGUCCUUCUAGCUCCUUUGGAGCUGCAUUAAAUUCCACCUUCUGUCUGGAUGUGAAAUUAGUUUAACAGUCUCACUUCAAUGUCCAAGUGGGCUGAGCCUCAAGCACCAGACUACUUUUAAUCAGCUGCGAAUUUGGCAGUUUCUUUGCAGGAUGGCUGUUUUUUUUUAAAGAAAAAAGUCACGUGUCACAAUAGGGCAGGAAGGUAGCCUCUUGUAAAGUGGUAGCUGAGACACAUUGAGGCAGGAAGUGAGGAGUUUUAUCUUGCAUCUAAUCAUGUUGUAUCUAACUUGAGAGUGAACACUUCAUGCUGAGUCUUUGUCCAUAAUGAAAAAUGUUCCAUUCCAUAGCAUUGACAAAACUGCCUUGAAUGAAAGACAAAAGGCAAUAUGAGGGAGACUGAACUGGACCUGUCUGUGGCUUUGAGAAUGCUUGUUGAUAGAGCAGGACAGAGAAGGACCUGGAAAUGAGGAGGAAUCUCCGGUAGUAGGCAUAUCACUGGCCAAUUGCUCAAAAUGUGCCAACAAUUUCUUCACCUUCAGCUGUGAGCACUUAUUGCAUAUGUCAAUUAUUGAUUAAAAUAUUUUGCAUUUCCCAGGCUUCUGCCCAUAGAAAUUGACAACAACUGCCUCAUGUAACAGAGGCUCGUGGUGGAAGUUGAGGGUGAUUUAUAGACAUCAUAUGUUAACUUAUAACGGUCUCCCAAACCAUCUGGCAGCAUUGUGUUUAAUAAUAAUGUGCAACCUGAAAUCCAAAUGGAGCCAUCUAAUUAUUCAUUUUAUAUGGGACUCUCUGAAGCCAUUGCUAGUUUGCACUUCUGACUUUUGGAUCAUAAACCUACUUCAUUUGUCCAGCUCUUCAUAUAAAUUUGUGCUGAAGGUCAUCUCUUUAAUUUGUCUUUUACAGCUUUGAUAGCCUAAUUAUAAUCCAUUAAAGCACAUGAAGUAAAAUCACCAGAGGUGCCAACUUACAUAAAUUAUUUUCAAAUAAAUAUUUGUAUUCAUUCUUUCAUUUAUGUAUUUUCCAGCUUUUUUUCUUCCCCCUUGACUCUGGGUUUUACUCUCUUGUCUCUCGCAUUGAGAUGAUGUGGCAGGAGGCUGGGAGCUCCAACAGUGGAAGUACCCCAUUACGAUGUUGAGCCAUUAUGGAUGUGGAUUGGCCAAUAAUUUCCUCCCAUUCAUCACUUUGUAUUUCAUCAAUAAUUUUUAGCAGUUCUUCAGGUAGUUGAAUUCCUGGACUUUCUAUAUAUCUUUUAUAACAAUGUGAGAGAAUUUGAUGCUUUUCCAUUUGCGACUGUGAGAGAUGAAAUUCCUAAACAGUGAUCCUGAUUUUUAAUUGCGUCCACUGCCAACCUGUUUCAUAUUAAUGUAACUUUGAAAAAUAGCUAAUGACUGAAAACUUCUGAAGAAUUUCUUUUUUUUGUGAUUCCAUUUCUGUCACACUCCAGACUUGCAUCUGUUCUCCAGUACAGGGACUGAAGGUGGCCAGUCUUUAAGCCUUCCAGCUCUUGUCCCUUUCAAGAACAAGGGUGGUGAAGGCUGGCUUUUACUUUAGUCUGCUUUUUACAUGAUAAACCCGAGUAUUGGCACUGAGUGGGACACUGGCGUUGAACUCUAAAUGGAGAGUUAGUUUCCCUGAUCUAAUUUUGGGAUGUGGAGGGGUUCAAUCAGAUUCUAACAUCUGAUAAUAACUGAAGUGUUCUGCUUCUCGCCAGUUUGUAUUCUGAUCUGGAAGAAAUACCCUCCCGUGGAUUGGAACAGAGGUGUACUUUAUAAUACUGCAAAUAUUGGCUCAAAGAUGUUGCCUUUAAAACCUCUAAAUUGUGAAAAAGCACUCCACUACAGUAGUCCCCGUCUCCAUACUCAUGAGGAUGAGCUCCGUGACCUACUGUGGAUAGGAGCUGAAUCUAUUCAUUUCAAUGGGACAUUUAUUUCCUGGCAACCCCUGGUUCCACAAGGUUCCCUUUAAUAUGUUUGGGCCAGGGAUACAGGGGGCUGCCCUCUAUAUCUGUACCACUUUUAAAAUUCAUAGAAUAUUUAAUUGUUUAUCUUCAGGAAUAAGACAAAAUGAAGACGUUUGUGAAAUCUGUCACUGCUUUUAAGUUGUAACAAGUCAGAAUUUUUCAUUAUAUUAAAUGUUGCUUAAAAUAUUUUAGAAAUCUUUGAAAUAAUUAUUCAGCAAGCAGCAAAAUAAAGAUUUGUUUGAUGUAAAACCGUUAAUUUGGUGUUUUUAAUGUUUGACCUGUUAUGUUUAAAAAGUACGUUUUGCAUUUGUAUUGUACUUAUUUUAAGCAAAUGUGCCUCGGCCAGUGAAACUCUCUUGGAAAUGUGGCAGCUACAAUAAACUCCCUCAAACAGCAAUGUGAUCAUGACCAGGUAA